Haliotis rubra (blacklip abalone) is the source of this 1945-nucleotide messenger RNA. RefSeq names its product dual specificity protein phosphatase 7-like. Gene Ontology annotation, biological process: negative regulation of MAPK cascade; protein dephosphorylation. Bases 286 to 1389 code for a protein of 367 amino acids. Gene Ontology annotation, cellular component: cytosol; cytoplasm. Gene Ontology annotation, molecular function: protein tyrosine/threonine phosphatase activity; MAP kinase tyrosine/serine/threonine phosphatase activity. NCBI's taxonomy places the organism in Eukaryota, Metazoa, Mollusca, Gastropoda, Lepetellida, Haliotidae. The record is from RefSeq and is a predicted model, not a curated record. The transcript is spliced from 3 exons.
AUAAAUUGAAGACAACUAGACUGAGGAGAGAACGCAGCCUGGCAGUAAGGAAGACAGGUUGUAUGUGGAACGAACUGAAGUGAAAUCUAACGUAAGGAAAGACCGCUUCGCCUGUAUACAAACGGGGUGACAGUAGUACGGGAUACAUGUCGUAACGGAUACUAUAAACAUACACCCAUUGUUUAGUGUGUGAUUCUCUCAAUCACGGCGUAGUUGAUUCCUCUCACUCGCCGCCGACUAGUUUCCUCGGGGAAGCGGAUUAUACAGGUACUCUACUCAGCUCUAAUGCCUUGCUUGGAAGUGUUCAACAGCAUGAGCAGUGAUAUCGGCGACUUCUGUAGUCCGGAGAUUCUAUGCGAUGAGAUGAGAAAUGGCGAGAAAGUGUUGCUGCUGGAUUGUCGGUGUCAAGCAGACUACAUUCGGUCUCACGUAGCUGGCUCCAUCAAUGUCACUUUGCCCAGUCUCAUGUUCAAACGGCUAAAGAAAGGAACGCUACAGAUUGCGACCGUCAUUCAGAAGAACGAAGCCAAGGAGCGGUUUAAUAAGUGUUGUAAGACUCAUUUGAUUGUGUUAUACGACGAGUGUUCUACGGAUCUCAACGCUAACCCUUCAAGCACAAUCAACCUACUGGUUAAGAAGUUGCGUCAAGAUGGCUGCCGAGCUUCGUUUUUACUCGGUGGUUUUUCAACGUUUGAAGAGCGCUUCCCCGAGUACUGUAACUCGCAAGAAAACACGGAAUCCACCAUUCUUGGGUUGAGAAAUCUGCGGAUAUCGGAAGACUCCUCGUAUGGUACCUCGAGCGAGAGUGACUGUGAAAAUACCCCCCACAUGUCACCCUUUCCCGUGCAGGUCUUGCCGCACCUGUAUCUUGGCAACGCCAAAAACUCCUCGGACAUAAACCAGCUGAAGAAGUACGGCAUCACAUACAUUCUCAACGUCACCCCCAACGUGCCAAAUAUGUUUGAAAACGAUACCUCAUUUAAAUACCUGCAGAUUCCGAUCAGCGAUCACUGGUCCCAGAAUCUCUCGGCGUUCUUCCCACAAGCUCUUGCAUUUAUCGAUGAGGCAAGACGGGACCACCAAGGUGUUCUAGUGCACUGCUUGGCCGGUAUCAGCCGUUCAGUCACCGUCACUGUCGCCUACAUGAUGUCCCGCCAGGCCAUGAGUCUGAACGAAGCAUACGACUACGUGAAGACGUGCAAACCAAACAUCUCACCGAACUUCACCUUCAUGGGGCAACUUCUGGACUUUGAGAAAAGCCUAGAGCGGCCAGAAUUCGGUUGUGCCGAGUGUGAGGCUAAGGACAGAAUGUUCUGCAAGGAAUGUACUGAUGAAGCCGUGAGUCUGUCUAGCCCGGAAACCAGCCCUCUGGCAAAAGUCGAAUCCUGAUGUCGUGCAAGUUGCGCCCAGGAACCUGGUGGUUUAGUCAGGUGGUUUCUUCAACCCAUGGUCACACUAGUUUGAGGAAUACCUAUGUCAACACAGCGUUGUCCCACCCAACAGAAGAACAGACAACCGAAAGUAGAUGAAAGAAGCUUGAGGAAGCUAUCGGUUUCUGCCGCGGGGGUUAGCCGCUCCUAUCGGGCAGUACGUUCCCAUCGUGGUGGACUCGCAUCAGCGUUAGCAGUGUAGUGCUCGAAAAUCCCAGAAUGGGUUAAGAAGGUCUUUCAUAAACGUUUCUGAACGUGUAUGGUGCAAGAAUAUGGCAGCUAUUACUAUCGUGUGAAGCAGUGCACGAGACAUAAUAUUGAUCCCGGGAGAGCCCGGGAUGACAUUGUUCAGGAUGCACCCCAGUCGUGGGUGCUCCCCAUUAUUGUACAUAGUGCUCUCAUCCCGUCUCAUGAAGUUGUUCACAUCGUCACCGUACGAAUACCUCGUUGUUUGAGAAAUGUUGUAACUAUAUUUUAUUAUACACCAGAGUAAAACAAAAAUCUAUGUUUUCCAA